UUGGACCCCGUUAGUCUGUAGUGAAUAGCGAUACGUUACUGAUCGGCCGUCGAGCGCGUCGUUUUUCGCCUAGAGGUAGGCUGUGAAUGUCAUUCGCGACCUGCCCUAAAAUCCCCAGAGGAAACGGUCAGGAGGGCGCCGCGCGUGUGUGUGGACAGGAAAUACUUGUGGCAUUGGGUGUGUGCAGGUGUGAAAACUUUCCACCAGCAGUGUCUAGCUGCCAAGGCAAGAGGAAAACAAGAUUUUGUUUAGCCUACUUGGAUGUGCCUGGCCGUUGUACAUUGCUUUGUGCCGUGAAUUAUGUCAAAUUAUUGUCGUUACUGGUAGGCCUAGUGCCGGGGUUUAUCUUGGUACGAAAUGUAGCCUACGCAGAAAGCGUUCGAUUACAAUGGAUAUAUUGCGGAUUACUUUAUGCUGGAUACAGUCGCAAGGAUACGGAUAGCAAUCGAUGCAGGAUUUCUUAGUGAAGGGCAGCAAUGAUUUUUGGCUGCUAGGCGACGAUGGAUUUACAGUUUGCUACGAUUAUUGAUUUACGAAUGGUUCCUUGGAUAGGAAAAGCUCCCUACUCGAGGAUAUAAGGAAGAAGAAAUGUACGUGCUAGAAGAAAGACCACCAGUGUAUGGUGACGUAGAGUGAAACAAUUCUGUGGAAAAUAAAAAAAAAUCAAGAUACCAAAAAGCAGCAAACAAAAGAAUGUACAAAACGUUAUUGAGCAUAUCGAGAAUUUCAGAGGCUCAGGUGGUAUGAGAGAUAGGGUCCUAGUGGGGCAGUGUGAUGGAAUCUUAUAGUGAUUAGUGUGAGUAAAUGAUAGAUUAAUUGCUGGAUGAGUAGUAAUCAAUUGAAUUACAGCCAUCUGAUGGAGUCGUUCAAUUUUGUCUGGUUCGAAAUGAUGUAAGCUCAACAUAAAAGAAAAAAGAACCAGUGUCGAAGUUCAACAAAGCAAAAUCAGUGCUAGUGUGUGGAAAUAAAAAAUCCUAGAGUGAAUGAAAAUGUCACGAUUCACGAAAGGAUGUGAUAAUAAUGCAGUGGAGUAUUAUAUAUAACGAGAAGCGAAGAAAAAGCAAUUUCAGUGAGGAGAACGAAUGUUUCUUCCAAGUGUGAAAAUGCCGUCAAUGAUCGAGUAGCGUGACCAGCAUAAUCAUGUUGAUAUCGUUGGUAAUGAUAAUUCCACUAUUCGCCCCCACCAUAUCCGGUGGCGGCGGUGGAGGCAAUAGUGAUGAAAAUGAUUCCGUAAAGAAGACGACUUCGCGCGUUGUGCAUAUUAAGUACGGUUCGGUGUCUGGUACAAUCGAACAUUUGGAAGGCAGGCAUCUGGAUCCAGUGGAAGCAUUCCGUGGGAUCCCUUAUGCUUCCCCGCCAGUUGGCACCCUCCGUUUUAUGCCACCGGUUACAGGUGCUCUCUGGUCCGGAGUGAAAAAAGCAGACAGAUUCAGUCCCGUCUGCCCACAACGUCUUCCAGACAUUGCCAACGAAACGGCGGCACUGGAGCGGAUGCCUCGUGGUAGAUUAGAAUAUUUAAAACGACUCUUACCAUACCUUAAAAACCAAUCAGAAGAUUGCCUGUACUUAAAUAUCUACGUCCCAACUCAAGCCGGUGCACGGGAGAGUUCCGGUACUCAAAAGUAUCCAGUGAUGGUGUUCGUCCACGGGGAGUCGUACGAGUGGAACAGUGGGAAUCCGUACGAUGGAUCCGUACUGGCCAGCUUCGGGCAAAUUUUAGUAGUUACAAUCAAUUACCGAUUAGGAAUAUUAGGGUUUUUAAAUGCCAAUAUUGACCGGUUCUCGAAAGCGCCGGCCAAUUACGGUCUGAUGGACAUCAUUGCGGCUCUCCAUUGGAUCCAGGAAAACAUCGAAGGCUUCGGGGGUGACCCGAGGAGCGUCACUCUGGCCGGCCAUGGAACUGGAGCCGCGUGUGUUCAUUUUCUCAUAGCAUCGGCUGCCGUGCCGGAAGGUCUGCUGUUUCACCGGGCAAUCCUGAUGUCGGGAUCUGCACUGGCCCCGUGGUCUCUCGUCGGCGAACCGGCCAAAUUCGCUGCGUAUGUUUCGCACCACGUAAAUUGCUCACCGGAUCUACCUCAUCAGAUGCUGCUCAAGUGUUUGCGAGACAAGCCGCUCUCAGAUAUUAUGUCGACGCCGGUUCGAGCUCCGGACUUUGGAAACGCCUUCGGGCCCAGUGUCGACGGGGUCGUCAUCGACACUGGUGAAAUACAGCAAAUGGAUGGAUCACAUUACAGCGAUUACAGUGUGCCCUCGGCUCCGAAACCGUCAGCUCAUCUACACAACACGCUCAACACGAUAAACGCAAUUCUUCUGAGAAAAUUAGCUAUUAACAAAUUGUCCAAAUACGACAUGCUGGUUGGAGUUACUAGGGCGGAAGCCUAUUUUGUCUUCAACUCGGAAGACGUUCAGUAUGGCAUCGAGGCCGACCGAAGAUCGAAGAUACUGAAGAAUUAUGUCAAGAGUACCUAUAGCUAUCAUCUGAAUGAAAUACUGGCAACGAUAGUAAACGAGUACACCGACUGGGAGCGCCCCAUCCAGCACCCCAUAAAUAUACGGGAUGAAACGCUGGAAGCAUUGAGUGAUGCCCGCAUUGUGGCACCCGCAGUGCAAACCGUUGAUUUGCACUCGGCCGACCACAGAAACUCGUUCUUGUACGUGUUCGACUAUCAGACCAAAUUCGGAGAUUUUCCACAGCGACAAGGAUGCAUCCAUGGGGAAGAUCUACCAUAUCUGUUCGGUGCACCGCUGGUCGGAGGAUUCAACCACUUCACCAGAAACUACACGAAAUCCGAACUGGCACUGUCGGAAGCGGUCAUGAUCUACUGGUCCAACUUUAUCCGCACUGGGAACCCAAACGAGCAACUGGAGAAUGACCAUGUCCGGGAUAGGCAGAGAUUUAAAAACAUCGAAUGGACACCGUACGAGAGCGUUCACAAAAAGUAUCUGAAUCUAGAUACCAAACCGAAGCUGAAAAACCACUACCGGGCACAUCGGUUGUCGUUCUGGCUAAAUCUGGUGCCGGAUUUGCAUAAACCCGGUGGUGACGAUGUCCCCAGUUCACACCAUGAGCUCGAAGAUGAUGAAGAGGAGUCCGUUCCGGUGCCGACAGUAAAACCGCUAAAUCCUCCCCUGCGGGAUCCCUCGAAUGCCAAUUCGAAUUAUUCCUUUUUUACCACACAAGUGUUUUCGCUGUUGAAUUUAUCCACUUACGGGAAUAACAAUAGCAGCAACCGCCAGAACGCUCAUAAGCCGAUUCCGGUGACGGCAGAAUCCUCCGAAGGGACAGAAGACGAUGGUAGUGGUUCAUCCCAGGAGGACGGUUUCGCUGCCUACAGCACUGCCCUGAGCGUGACGAUAGCAAUCGGAUGUAGUUUGCUAAUACUGAACGUGCUGAUUUUUGCUGGCGUUUACUACCAGCGUGACAAAACGAGGUUAAACGAACCGAGAAACAACAGUAAGAAGCGUAACGAAAACGGCCAGAUGCCGAACAAUAUCUGUGGGGAGCUGGAAAGCCUCACAAUUCAUACAAAGAGCGAUCCGUCAACAAUACUAGGUCAUCACCAUGCCUUACAGCAUCACCAGAUGCCACCUCCGGAGUUUGCAGAUCUACCACAGAGGGCGCCUCCACCUCCCAAGCACAUCAAAUCAGUUCCAGACGGGACUAUUCUAUCGCAACAUGCGCUUCAGCUAAUUGGUAGCAAUUGUGGUACACUGACGAAGAAGAGUUGCGUCAAGUCUAACCUUGCUACCUCUAAUCAAGCCCAGAGUGCGAUGGACGAAUUGCGGGUGUGACGUUAAGUAUCCUUUGCCAUCGAGGAGCAAUCUCGAUGUGAGCAUCAGCACCUGCACCACCAUCAUCACCAUCAUCAUCAUCACCAACAGCACCAAAAGCAACAACCACAGGAGUCACCGGGGCACACUUCCGAACGGCACGAACAACAGCUUUAGGAGCGACCCGCAACGAGAUGCACGACAAUGGCGCCAAUUGGUCAUGCUUCCUUGAUUUCUGACAUCUUCUGUGGUCUUCCGUUGGCACCCUAUGCGCAAUAGAUCUGAGCACGCCGCUGUCCAUCUCUCCAUCCCCCCAGAGGCGAAAUUCUUCCGUAAUGGCAGGAAAGACUACAACAACGGUUCGGUAGUCAGCCAAGCCAUCUCUUCGCAGCCAUCGCCCUCGUGUUCCGAGAUAUUGGUUCGGCUCGUGUUUCCUCGGGUGCGGUCGAAGGGUUCUUCAUUGUUAUCGGGAAGAAUGAUUGAUGAUGGCAUGUUUUCGGCAGAAGUAUUAUGUACCGUUAUUGUUUGAAUAUAGGACCAAAAGACGUCAUAAAUUUUUAGGAAAAAUAAUAAUAAGAACCAGAUCCUGUACAUAAUGAACUUCUUCUUACGGUGUAAGCGAAAAAAACGAGAGGAAGAAUGAUAAGAGGGAAAAUAUGUUAUUUGAUGAUGUGGUGUAAGUGAAAACAUUUCAACUGUUAUAUUUUUGGACGAAGGUUGGGCAGCAAACAGACGAGUUUUAGUAAAAAAAAAGUAUUUCUGUGAUGACAAUGACGAGAGAGGGUUUGACGCAGAAAAUCCUCAAAGUGGAUUGUGUUGAGCUUCAUUUUUUUGGUAACCCAGGCUGAAGGAUUAUUUUUUGGUAAGCAUUACAUGAUUUAUUUGAUCCGUAACGGUUUUCUAGGAUACUUAGAACUCGGAUGAAACUCGUAUCGUACAAAUUAGGACAUUUUGAUUAGGGUGGAAGGAACCGUCAGAAGUUUUUCGCUGAGUUCAACAAAACAGCGUCAAAGCAGAAAAAAAAUUAGUGGAAAAUUUUAAUCGUGUUAUGCACAAUAAAACCCAUCAAUCAAGAUUAUGUUCAGUAGGAGAGAAAGCGAUCACAGAGCAAGCGAGAGUUUGUUGAAUUAUUAUUUUUCACAGAUUUUAUAGCAUUUCUUAAGACUGAAACUUUAACGUGGAAAUGAAUAUUUUAAUUAAAGGCGAAAAUAAGGACUAGUUUAAUGUAGUGCUGACGAAGAAGUGCAAGAAAACUUCAUUAGAAUAAUGCGAGGAAGUGAACACUAGAGAAAAUGAAGAAACUUGUUUUCUUCAUUUGGAUGGGAAAUUUCUCUAUCCUUUUUUAACUAUAAGUAGCUAUUAAUAAAAGAAGAGCGAAGAAAAAACUUCACUCGAAACUUAUUUUUCCGAUUUCUACCGGAAUGAAAUUCUAGGCACACAAAGAAAGAAAAAAAAAUGAAACCUCUAUGUAGUUGAAGUCUUCUCUGCAGGCGAAAUUGGAUUGAUAAAAUCUACCAAACCCAGUCACAAGAAAGCAAAACGAAUUAAGCCAAGGAAAAUCCAGCACAGCCCAAAAGAAUUACAAACACAAGAAACUGAAUCCACAGGAUAAAAACUGGAUGAUAUUAAACCAUGCCCUCUGUAUUUGUACAUAGCACAGUCCCUCUAAUGAGCUAAUUGAAACUAUUAAAAGGCAAAUUCACACGAACACACUGAGAAGGAAAUCGAAAAAGUUAAAAACACAGAAAACUUCUAGCAUGUAUGAGACUCACACAAAACACAAAUUGACAGAAAGUUAUUUAAAAAAAAGGAAAUAAACGAAAAUGAAGAAAA
This is a messenger RNA of Aedes aegypti (yellow fever mosquito), 5604 nucleotides long. RefSeq names its product neuroligin-4, Y-linked (gene Nlg3). The coding region runs from base 1141 to 3792 and encodes 883 amino acids. Gene Ontology annotation, biological process: postsynaptic membrane assembly; neuron cell-cell adhesion; chemical synaptic transmission. The transcript has 12 exons. Gene Ontology annotation, molecular function: neurexin family protein binding; signaling receptor activity. The record is from RefSeq and is a predicted model, not a curated record. Lineage: Eukaryota; Metazoa; Arthropoda; Insecta; Diptera; Culicidae. Gene Ontology annotation, cellular component: cell surface; synapse; postsynaptic membrane.